AUGUCGAUUGGCUUCUGCACAAACUGCAGGUUUUGCGGCAACGCUGUCGAAUUUAUCGUCGAUGUUGCCAGGAUUGGCUUCAACUUCGACAGAGACGACGUCGCCGCAGAAUGGAAACGCCACCCACAACUCGGUACCGUUGGGGAGGUGCUCGAUCUUCUUUCUGCUUCUGCCGACACGCCUAAUCGCCUUUCCAAGUACCGCAGAUAUUCGGCACUUUAUGGGCGAUUUGAUGCCAAGAGAAAACCGGACAAGGUGGUCAAAGAUGCCGGAUAUCAUUAUGCAAAGGCUAGUCGUAAGCGUGGAUUUGACGUGGUUGAUUCGCAUUCGCCACAGAGCAGUCCUACACAAAGCCCAUGUCCUGGUGAGGAUAAUGACGCAGAAGCUGAUGUGUUUUCAACAGCAAAGCAGUCAGAAGAAAAGAGGAAGAAGUCUGAAAGUGCGCAAGAGAAAAGCACGUAUCUGGAGCGUUGGGCGAGCUCAAUGCUCGCAUCACAGCAGUCAGCAUCAAACUCUCCCAGUGGCACGCAGUAAGAGGCUUAAUGUAUAAAUCUACAAAAUCAUUGUCCUAG
Molecule: messenger RNA, 572 nt
Organism: Cylicocyclus nassatus
Lineage: Eukaryota; Metazoa; Nematoda; Chromadorea; Rhabditida; Strongylidae
Source: the annotation of a GenBank genome assembly